AUGCCCGUCAAGCGAUCGGGAGGCGAUCCGUCUGGCGCUCCGAAGCGCACGCGCUUCGCUUCUCCUCCACCUCCAGCUGGCGGUGCUGGUCCUUCCCGCUCUCGAUCAUCUGAUGACAAUGACGAUCGAUACUUGGAGGAAGACAUCACUGAGACAAGCCGCGGCGCCAAGCUCCGGGAGAAGCGCUCGCUCCGAGACACAGAUGGUUAUGACUCCGAUUCAGAUAACGACGAGGAGAGCAAGGUCCUGAGCCGAAGACCCGGAGCCGAGGAGGAAGGCGAGGACGACGAGAUGGACAUGUUCGCCGAUGAGCCUGCGCCGGCGAAGGACAAGGGCAAGGAGAAGGAGAAACCAAAGAAGGAAUUCAUGGACCUGAAUGACAUUGAGGGCCAGGAGUUCGACGAGCCAUCAGCCCGGCCGCAAGAUGACGACAGCGACAGCGAGGCAGAGCAGACCGAGAAGAAGACGGGCCUCGACGGCGACAUGGGUGUUGACCUCACCCCGUUCAACAUGAAGAAGGAGAUGCAGGACGGACGCUUUACGGAAGGCGGAGAGGUGUACAUGGAGAAUGAGAAAGACCCGCACGAGAAGCAUGACGUCUGGCUUGAUUCGAUGGAUAAGGACGAGAUCAAGAAGGCGCGACGUGCGCACCGAGAGCGUGAGCGGCUGGAGCGGGAACGCGAGCAGCGCGAGGCUGAGUACGAGAGUGGAGCGGGCAGUGAGGAGAAAGAGCAGAGGCUGCUGCAGCAGGCCAUGGAGCUCAUGGAGCGUGGAGAGACGGUCAUGGAGGCUCUCCAGCGGCUGGGCAAGGAAGCUGAGAAGAAGGCGGCGGGCAGCAAGAAGAAGUCUUGGGUCGAGCGACAGCGGGAACGGAAAGCCGCCCUGGAGGGUGAUGGACCCAAGGACUCUUUCACUCAGCUCUCCUCUGCUGUCUCCGACCUGACCGCCAUGAGCAAGCUCGACGUGUACGCCCUCUCGCGUGAGGCCAUCUCGCGCAUGAUCCGCAGGCCCGACACCCCGACAGCUGCUCCUGCUCCAGCGGCACCCGUCGACACCCGAGCGUUCCAAUACCGUUUCUCCAUGACGUACAUGAAGUCGCUUCCGGAAGGCCAGCGGCCGCUCGAGCGCGAAGUCUUCGGACCCUUCAGUGCCUCGCAGUUGAAGCAGUGGAAGAUGACCGGAUUCUUCGGCCCGAACUGCGAGAACGUCGAGCUGAGGGUGAUGGGAACAGAGCCGUGGGGAUCUUGGGCAGACGUCGUAGACAAAUUGUAG
Trichosporon asahii var. asahii CBS 2479 is the source of this 1272-nucleotide messenger RNA. RefSeq lists its product as uncharacterized. The transcript has 2 exons. Gene Ontology annotation, cellular component: U5 snRNP. The record is from RefSeq and is a predicted model, not a curated record. Lineage: Eukaryota; Fungi; Basidiomycota; Tremellomycetes; Trichosporonales; Trichosporonaceae. Gene Ontology annotation, molecular function: protein binding. The coding region runs from base 1 to 1272 and encodes 423 amino acids.